Messenger RNA from Penicillium antarcticum, 354 nucleotides. RefSeq lists its product as uncharacterized. The record is from RefSeq and is a predicted model, not a curated record. The transcript is spliced from 2 exons. NCBI's taxonomy places the organism in Eukaryota, Fungi, Ascomycota, Eurotiomycetes, Eurotiales, Aspergillaceae. The coding region runs from base 1 to 354 and encodes 117 amino acids.
AUGCCCGAUCCGCAAAACAGCCAGGUACAACUGUCCGAGAUAGCAUCCAAGAUCCGCGAUACGAUGAAGGAGUUUACGCCCGAGGCUGUGGGGGCUAUGCUGCAUGAUGCUGCGCAUGAGGUCUCGCCGCAGAGGCUUUGGCAGGGGUUUUUGGGAAGGGGGCAUACGCUUGUUACUUCGUGGUUGAGGUUGGGGCUGUAUGAUGUUUCUUUUUGUGGUGGUAGUGGUAGUGUGCCGAGGGUUGAUGGGUGUUUGCAGAUUACGGAUGAUGCUUUUGGUGAUGGGGGGAUGGAUGUUGCUGUUUAUCUUGAUGAGGGGGAUAUGGGGAGGUUACUUGGUGAUUCAUUGUUGUGA